This is a messenger RNA of Falco peregrinus (peregrine falcon), 3636 nucleotides long. RefSeq names its product RP9 pre-mRNA splicing factor (gene RP9). Lineage: Eukaryota; Metazoa; Chordata; Aves; Falconiformes; Falconidae. The coding region runs from base 83 to 829 and encodes 248 amino acids. The transcript has 6 exons. The record is from RefSeq and is a predicted model, not a curated record. Gene Ontology annotation, biological process: RNA splicing.
AAAGCGAAAUGCGCAGCGUGUGAGGGUGGGGAGGGGGCGUCGCCGCGCCUCGCCGGGCCCCGCGGGUCUGGCCGCCGCGCCGAUGUCCCACAGGGCGCCGAGGGGGCAGGAGGAGGAGGCGGCCGCGGGGGAGGCGGGGGAGGAGGCGGCGAGGGGCAGCCAGGCGCGGCCCAGGAGCCACCCGGAGCCGGCGGCGAGCGGCGGCAGGACCCAGGGCCGGCAUGAGAGGAAGCGGAAGAAGCUGGAGGCGCAGCAGCUGCAGAAGCUCCAGCACCUGGAGUCCUUCUAUGAGAAACCUCCCCCAGGGCUGAUCAAGGAAAAUGAAACAAAACCAGAAGACUGCAUACCUGAUGUACCAGGCAAUGAAAGUGCACGAGAAUUCCUGGCACAUGCCCCGACAAAAGGGCUUUGGAUGCCUUUGGGGAAAGAAGUCAAAGUCAUGCAGUGUUGGAGGUGUAAACGUUAUGGACACAGAACAGGAGAUAAAGAAUGCCCAUUCUUUAUUAAAGGCAAUCAGAAAUUGGAACAAUUUAGAGUAGCACAUGAAGAUCCAAUGUAUGAUAUAAUAAGGGACAAUAAACGUCAUGAAAAAGAAAUGAGGAUACAGCAACUGAAGCAGCUCCUGGAGGACUCUACCUCAGAUGAUGAUGAUAACAGUGAUGACAGUGAUGAGGAUGAUGAGGAUGGCAGCAGCUCCUCUUCCUCAGAAUGUAAAGAUAAACACAAGAAAAAAAAGAGAAAGAAGGAAAAGAAAAAAAAAGAAAAGAAGAAGAAGAAAAAGAGAAAGCGUAAAUCAUCUAAAUCUAACGAGAAGUCGGAAUCUGACUGAUGGCAGUCAGCUGCUGCAUGCUGAUUGACCUCCACUUGUGAACUGCAAGGGAAGAUCCAAAGAAUGAGGAAGAAACCACCAGGAAGGGCUUUAUUAAACUCAGAGCAUACAGAUGGAAACAUACAGCAUCCUACACUGGCUGUCCUCUUCUGCCCCUCUGCAGUGCUGCAACCAGAAAGAAGAGAGCUGCGUUAAACAAUACUCAAUCAACCAUAUCUUUGUACUGUAGAACCUGCGUGUGCUAAGGGUCAUCUGUCUUGGUCGGAUUGCAUCUCUGCAUUGCCACACAUGACUUAGCAGCAGAAAAGAGCAACACCAAGGCAUUGCCAACAAAUCGGCAGAACUAGCAGACUGUCUAAUGAAGUGUCUUUUCUCCAUGAAGUUAUUAUAUACACAGCCUCAUUGUAAUGGGACUGCGGUUUGCACCAUGCGGGGCACUGAGAGUUCGCUCACAGUGCUUAUAAUAAGCAGGUUGUACUGUGGUUUUGGGUGUUUUUUGCUGCAUGCUGCAUAUGUGCUGAAGUUCAGUGUACUUAUCCGAGCACUGGCAGCUAGGGAAAUAAAAGAGCACUGCUGAAGGGGGAAAAAAGUUAAUCAAGGGGAUUUACUUUUAAGACAAAAUUGCAGUGUCAGCAAGACUUGGGUUUUUUGUAUAGCAAAAUCUCAACAUCACCACCAUUACUACGCACAGUUCUGCAACACCCAAAGCAUUCUCCAAACCAUAGAAGUGGAAGCCAAGUAUAUAGUGAAGUUAAACAUCUAACAUCAUUAAAGAGGUAGUGGGUUUAGUUAUUUUAAAAGGGUUUUUUUUGUGUUAGAAAUGAAGAAGAUUAAUUUCUACAUACACUUCAGUAUCAGUUGUUUUGAUACAUUUGAGGGUUUUUUUUCCUUUUAAAAAGGCUUGGGGAAAUAAAUUCCAACUUUUUUAUGUUUACUAGAGGUUUUUUUUAUGUAGUAGUAUUUUAUGGAUCAUCCCACAAGAAUAUUAAAUAAAUACAAAGGUGUUCAAAAUAGUUUUCAACUAUAUGCAUGUAAGCCACAGAACAGUAUCUCUUGUAAGCAGGAAGAAGUGAAAGUUUUGUGUAUGUAAUUGACCUUGUGGACUGACCACACUUGUCUUUUAAACAAUCUUGCAGAUGCCACUAGAAAGAUUGAGAUAGCUCUAAACUGUGUUGGAGUAAGCAUCUCUUUUUAAACCUCAAGGUACAGUGGUAUAAAGCUGUGAUUUGAGGACCUAGAUGAUACACGUUGGUACUCUGCAAACAGAGAAGGAAAAAUAGAUUUGCUUUGAAAAGACUAGGAAGGACUUAUGUAGAACUUAUCAUCUCUGUGCUUAUGCUUAAAUUGAAAAAAAACCCAACCCAGCAUGAUAAAACUUUUGACAUUAGUAGAGUGAACAUUAACAGUGAAAUCAAGGAACCAUAGACUAAAAUGCAUUUAAGACUUACUUUUUUUCUCCUGAGAGCUUUGAGAAAGAGGACAGGGAAAAGCACACAUUAAAAUGUGUUUCCUCCCUCCUACGUGUCUAAGAGUCAUUUAGUAAAAAUAAACCCCUGUUCCUUGCCACCCAUUCACAAUAUGUUCUGGGGAAAACCAAAGUAGCCAAGGCCUACUUACAAAAAGAUUCUUUGUCUUAUUCACAGAGCUUGAAUGUGGGCUUGUGUUUUAUCCUCCAGUAUUAUUUAGCAGAUCUCCCUGUGAUAGGAUUUACUGGUGACUCCUGAUAGUUACCUGUAUCAUCAUCAUCAGCAACAAAUUCGAAGCUCCUGGCUCUUUCACCAGAAGAAGAUUUGACAGCUGAAGUAGCAUGAGGAGCGUUAUAAUGGACUGGUUCUCUGUAUUGCCGCAUUUGGUGCUUGGAAAAAUCCGUGUGUGCUGGUGAUUGGUGAUUGUUAGACAGAUGCUGGAAGCCACAGCCAUUAUUCACCUGAUGCAUUCCAAGAUAAUUCUUAUUCAGGUUUGUCCAGAGCAGAGGUAACCUAAAGAUCUUUUCAGUUACUUCAGCUUUUAAGAUUCUUCUGAAGUUUAGUUUAAUAUAAACAUGUUCAGUUUUUCCUUAGUCUGUCAUCCCAGUCCUUGUUAAUGGGUUCUUCCCAUGUUGCCUACCAGGGUUUACUAUUUGAACAAUCAAGAAAAAUACCAUAAAAGCCCAUUUCUAACUUACAUCAAAUGCAACUUAAUUGUUUGUUUUGAGACACCAAAUCACUGUUCUGUGCCAGACUAAAGGUCUGUUCAACACCAGUGUCUUUUUUUCACUCAUGGUCAAUAGCAGAUGCCUACGCAGCAGAGCAGUGCAAACUAGUGGCAUUACUUCUCUCGUUCCACUGAAAUGCUGUCUCAGCCUCUGCUGCUUGUAGUGCAGGUACUUUGAAUCAGGUUGUUGUCCUGGUUUCAGCUGGCAUAGAGUUAGUUUUCUCUUUAGUAGCUGGUACAGUGCCGUGUUUUUGAUUUAGUAUAAGAACAAUGUUGAUAAUAUACUGAUGUUUUCAGUUGUUGCUAGGUAACAUUCAUACUAAGUCAAGGACUUUUCAGUUUCUCAGGCCCUGCCAGCAAGAAGCCAGGAGGGAACAUAGCUAGGAGAGUGACCCAACGGGUAUUCCGUACCAUGGAACAUCGUGCUGAGUACAUAGACCUGGGGGAGUUGGCUGGGGUCUUGCAGUCAUGUCUUGGAGACUGGCAGGGCAUCAGUCAGCAGGUAGUGAGCAAUGGUGCAUCACCUGGGUGUUUUUCCUCUUUGGUUUUAUUCCUCUCUCUCCUUUUCAUUACAAUAGUUGUUUUAUUCUACCAUUAAACUGUUCUUACCUCAA